UCUAAAUACCAACUUCCCUUAAAAGACCGCCGCAACUCGAUUCCAUUCUUCCAGUCAGGCUUCACUUCCACCCACUCUCAGAUUCCUCAGUCUCACUCGCAGUCCAUGCCGUGGCCGGCGAAGAACGCCGGCCUGGGCAUAGCCGCCAUGUCCUACAUAGCCGUUGACUACCUACGCCACCUGUCCCCGACGUGGCACUCCCGGCUGCAACCAGUGCUGUGGUCCCUCCUCGCCCUCGCCGCUGUGGUCCGCGUCCCCUCCUACCGUCACUGGUCCGCCGAGUUCCGUUCAGCGAUUCCGUUUGUCGCCUCCAUGCUCUUCAUGCUCUCCGCGCUUCUCUUCGAAGCCCUCUCCGUCCGCUCCGUUACCGCCGUCCUCGGCCUCGACUGGCACCGGAAUACGCCUCCUCUUCCAGAUACGGGUCAAUGGUUUCUCUUGGCAUUGAAUGAGAAACUUCCUAGUCCCAUUGUUGAGAUAUUAAGAGCUCGAAUCAUUGGACUGCACCAUUUCUUGAUGUUGUUUAUGAUGCUAGCGUUCUCUGUGCUAUUUGAUUCUGUGAAAGCUCCGGGCCUCGGAUUAGGUGCUAGAUAUAUGUUUACCAUGGCAGUUGGCCGCCUUCUUCGUGCCAUAACUUUUGCAUCUACAAUUUUGCCAUCAGCCCGUCCUUGGUGUGCUGGUUCUCGGUUCAGAGUUCCGGCGUACCCUCAUCCUUGGGCCCAAAAGUAUUAUGUUCCCUAUGCCAAAGAUCAUGAUGCUAUCAGCCGAGUGAUAAAUCUAGAUACAGCUUAUGUUGACAUUGGAAAGCCAGUUAGCGACUACCAGCCAGAUUGGGGUUCAAUGAGCUUUCUGAUUGAUUUUUUGCGACCCACUGUCUCCGAAGGACCUUCAUGGUACAGUCUGUUAAAGAAAGCUGGAGGUGGCUGCAAUGACCUCCUAUACAGUGGCCACAUGCUUGUUGCCGUACUCACAGCCAUGGCUUGGACAGAAGCAUAUGGAGGUUUCAGUUCUGCUCUUGUAUGGCUUCUUUUGAUGCAUAGUGCCCAAAGAGAAAUACGAGAACGUCAUCAUUACACUGUAGACUGCAUUGUAGCCAUCUAUGUAGGGAUCCUUUUGUGGAAGAUGACAGGUUUUAUUUGGUCACGUGAAGCUAAGUCAAGUAAUAGGAGUCUGACUAAGCUGGAGACGAUUCAAAGCAGAUUAAUCCAAGCUUCAAAAGACUCGGACAUUGACAAAGUGAGGGAGCUUCUGAAAGAGAUUGAGUUAAUCAGUGAAGAAAGCAAGGAUUCGACUGGAAUUAAACAUGCACGGUUGUUUCGUAGUGCCACCAUUUUCUUUGCACUCACCAUUGUUGUUCUGGCUUUCACGUUGACAAGUGAUGGAUGAUCUUCUGGCGAUCCACUUGUUUAGAAUGCCACACACGGUUUUAAACUUGCAAGUAUUCUAGUAUUCUCGGUAAUAGUUUUGGAGUCAUACAAAUAUGUACAUCACGUAAUGAGGCUACCCGCAAAUACUGUUGAAGUGAGGAUUUAGUGUUCGAUAUCAUGUACUUUUUUUUAUCAUUGUCAUCCUCUUGUACCACUGGCAUGUAUGUAGUUAUCUUGUUUCAAUGUAUUGGAUCAUUUUGAAGAAUUGACAACUCACCAUGGAUGGAAAUCAGAAUUGCCACGUUGCAUUUGCAAUACGAGUCUUGAUUUACUUUGUUUUGGAAGAUUGAAGUGAAUAGAAUGGUUAGAUUUUUAUAGUA
Vigna radiata var. radiata (mung bean) is the source of this 1744-nucleotide messenger RNA. RefSeq lists its product as uncharacterized. Gene Ontology annotation, biological process: ceramide biosynthetic process. The transcript has 4 exons. NCBI's taxonomy places the organism in Eukaryota, Viridiplantae, Streptophyta, Magnoliopsida, Fabales, Fabaceae. Gene Ontology annotation, molecular function: ceramide cholinephosphotransferase activity; sphingomyelin synthase activity. The record is from RefSeq and is a predicted model, not a curated record. The coding region runs from base 106 to 1383 and encodes 425 amino acids. Gene Ontology annotation, cellular component: endoplasmic reticulum membrane; Golgi membrane.